Messenger RNA from Prosopis cineraria, 1059 nucleotides. Its product is annotated as putative protein phosphatase 2C-like protein 44. Gene Ontology annotation, biological process: protein dephosphorylation. Gene Ontology annotation, molecular function: protein serine/threonine phosphatase activity. The transcript is spliced from 5 exons. Gene Ontology annotation, cellular component: nucleus; cytosol. The coding region runs from base 57 to 899 and encodes 280 amino acids. NCBI's taxonomy places the organism in Eukaryota, Viridiplantae, Streptophyta, Magnoliopsida, Fabales, Fabaceae. The record is from RefSeq and is a predicted model, not a curated record.
UAAGGGUUAAGCUAAGUCUUUCUUCUCCAUAUGAAGAAACAGUCAAAUUAUCAUACAUGAGAUUCAGAGAUCUUCAUCUCAAGCUCAAGGGAUUGAGGCUAAGGCGAAUAGUGUGGAGGAUUAAUGGAGGCAAGAGACGUAGAAAGAUAAAGAAGCAGCCUUCAUGGAUGAACCCAGUGUCACAUGGAUAUCACGUGAUCGAUCGGCGAGUAAUUGGAGGAUACUGUUCCGAUGAAGACGAGUGUGAUUCAGUUGUGAUACAGAGAGAACAGAGGGAAAACACAGAACUUUGGUGUUUCGGAAUAUUUGAUGCUCUAAUCGGAGAUGGCGUCACCAAGUACAUGCAAUCCCAUUUAUUUCAGAAGCAGCUUAAAGAGUCUCAUAUAACUAGAAAAUGCAAGGAGACCCUGAAGAGAGCAUACCUGAAUGUGAGAGCAAAGAUGAGAUCGGAGGAUGAGAGGAUGAGUCACCGGAUCGGCUCAGCGGUGUCGGCGAUAGUCAUCAACGGCGAAAAGCUCAUGACAGCUCACAUCGGACAUUGCAAGGCUGUUGUGUGCAGAGAUGGGGUUGCUUAUCACACAAACCCUACCGCCCAACAAGCACCCCAUUGGACUCGCAAGCUCUUUAAAGGUAUGAUGACAUGUGAAUCAUCAGACGCUGGUGAUAGAAGACAGUCCAGAAGCUCAGAACUUGCGGUCAGAGCUGAAAGGAUCGAUUCUGACACUGAAUUUUUGAUCUUAGCCACCAAUGGCAUAUGGGACGUGAUGAAGAAUCAAGAAGCAGUGAAUCUCAUAAGGCACAUAGAGAAUCCCAACGAAGCUGCUCAAUGCUUGGCAAAUGAAGCUUUGAAUAGAAUGAGCAAAAGCAACAUCUCGUGCAUCAUUAUUCGAUUAGACUAAUUUAAAAAAUGUCUUUAAUUUUAUUUCCAAAGUACAAUGCCUUGUGGAUUGCGGCUACAAUUUUCUUCAUUUUUCUUUUUGGGCCAGGCCAUCUACUCUAGUUGAUUAAUUUUUUGUAAGGAUAAUUUUAACUAAAGACAAAUGAUUUGAUUUAAUUAUU